Dermacentor silvarum is the source of this 2322-nucleotide messenger RNA. RefSeq lists its product as uncharacterized. The record is from RefSeq and is a predicted model, not a curated record. NCBI's taxonomy places the organism in Eukaryota, Metazoa, Arthropoda, Arachnida, Ixodida, Ixodidae. The coding region runs from base 1 to 951 and encodes 316 amino acids. The transcript is spliced from 3 exons.
AUGGAGCGGCGUAAAAUUAAUUUUACGGACGAGGAGCGCACCAUCCUCAUGGAUCUGAUGGAUAGACACCGCGAUGUGCUUGAAUGUAAAAAAACCGACGCGGUGUCUAUCCAUGCAAAGAAAAAGUGGGAGAAGUUGGCCGAUGAGUUCAACAGCAACCACAACGUGCGGCCACGAACGUCGAAGCAGCUGAAAAAAUGCUGGGAUAACUUAAAGGAGAAGUUGCGCCGUGCGAAAGCUGAAGACACGCGUGAACUCUUCAAAACAGGUGGUGGCACUCCGGCGGAAAGCCAAAUGAGUGACGAGUUGCGGAGGGUUGGUGCGGUGGCAUCACAUAUGGCCACAAGUCUGGCAAACCCCUUUGACAGCGACCGGACGGGGCCUGGAGUGGAGGCCACACCAGCUGUAGCAGCACUGCUGGCUUCGUCGCAGCCGGGACGAAGCACUGAUGCAGAUGAUGCCGACAUGCAGUGUGACGACUUGUGGCAAUGGGAGUUGCCACACACCCAAGAUGAAGUGGCCAUGGACGAUCCAGCGCCACAAAGUGGUGAAGCUGCUCGGCCAGUUAGCCAUCAAACAACUCGGCCAGCAUCACCCCCAGCUGCAGCUGCGCCAAGUGAAGUUCUGCCAGCUGCUGUGGCAACGGUGCCACCAGCCCGCCGUGAAAGGCGAUUAAAUGCUAGCCGGCCGUCCAGUUCGACGGAUGACGCCGUGAAAGGCGAGCUCGUUGCUCGGCUUGCUGCCAUCUCAAAAGAUGCGCAGCAAAAGAGCAAAGAGCACUUUCUUCGCAUGAAGGUAACUCGUAAGGACCAUGAACUUCGCAUGCAGCUCGCUCAUGAUGAGCAUAAUGACAGAUUGCAGAAAAGAGAGGCAGAACAUUCGCAAGUGAUGGAAAACUUAAAAGCUAAAAAGGCCCUUAUUGAGCUUAAGAUAAAGCUUCUGCAAAAAUAAAACGAAUAAGGCAGAACAAAAAUAUUUCAUAUAUUGGAAAAAAAAAAAGGUGUCUUAACCCUUUGCGGUCCGAAACUUUUACCCACUUUCCGGCUGUUCCAGUCCGAAACUAUUUUGCCAGUUUCUGGCGCCGCUAACAAAACCACCAACUGUGGAAGAAAAACUCUCAGGAUAUUUAUUUUUCUCUUGCAUUCUGCAGGCAACUCCUCUACCAAUAUUUGAGCAGCGUGUGAUACCGCUCGGAGCAUUCUCCUGGGUGCAGGGCAGGGUUGUUACUGCUGGUUUUGCAGAAAAACACCGUUUCCCUCCUGCCUCCGUUUGUUUUUCGAUCGCUACAAGCGGCACAGUCCUUGCUGCUUCGGCCUGGGCACUUGUAGAUGAAAUGGCUCCUCCCAUCUAGCAUUUCCUCGUACUCCUUCCGCGCAGACGGGCCUCGCUUUUUGGCUCUAGCCCUCACGUCACCCACCAGCUGUAGGGUGAGGUUGCGGCGGUACUGCAGGUGUCGCUGUUCUUUCUCACCAUGAUUCUGCAGCUGUGUGCGCCUCAACAUAAAGCUAUUGACAAUGGAAACCCGUAGAAGCUUUCAGUAAAUGCACCACCGUAAAACGCACGCGGUGAAAAUGUGGUCAUGCUCUCAGCGAACUGCGCGAACGUGCUCUUGCGCGCGCAAGUGAGAACUCUGGUAUCCAGAAGCCGUGCUGUACAUUGUGCUGCACCCUAGUGCAAAAAUAAGUAAACUUCAACAAACAAACUUUAUUUAUCCCUCAAGAGAUGGCGCAUCAUGUAUACAAAGAAUGCGCACCGGUCGCAGUAAAAAAAAACCGCGCAAUUUAACCCCCGAACACCCUUGUCGGGAGCUGCCUGACAGCGGACCGCAAAGGGUUAAUGAAAAUUUUAAAAAUAUAGGAUUUUAUGGUGCCAAAACCACCAUCUGAUUAUGAGGCAGCCGUAGAGGGGGACUCCGAAAAUUUUUACCUACUGAGGUUCAUUAUCAUGCCCCUAUAUCUAAGUAGACGGGCAAUUUUGCAUUCUACCACCAUCACAAUGAAUUAGCUACUGCAGCUUGGAUAGAACCUGUGACGUCAAGCUCACCAGCCCAACACCAUAGCUACUGAACUACUGCCAGUUUAUUUACGUAGUAGUCGUGCUCUCUCGUUAUCCUCGCACUGUAUUUGCAGCGUCAGCGCAUGAUUUGGUUGAAAAAUGGCAAUUAUAGAUGUCAGUGUCGUUUUGCUGCCAUUCAGAAACAGCUUCGUGUGAAGUUCAUGGUCAUCACGAGUAAACUUCAUGCUUCAGAAAUUUGGACCACCUGGGGUUCUUUAACGUGCACCUAAAUCUAAGUACACGGGUGUUUUCGUAUUUCGCCCCCAU